Molecule: messenger RNA, 1587 nt
Organism: Aspergillus clavatus NRRL 1
Lineage: Eukaryota; Fungi; Ascomycota; Eurotiomycetes; Eurotiales; Aspergillaceae
Product: putative cysteine synthase B
Exons: 3
Coding region: 1-1587 (528 amino acids)
Cellular component (GO): cytoplasm
Molecular function (GO): cystathionine beta-synthase activity; cysteine synthase activity
Source: RefSeq, a predicted model, not a curated record
AUGACUAGUCCAAAUGAACUCAAUGUUUACUUCGGCCCUGAUGCCCUCAAGAAGUACUUCGAUCCCGACAGCCAGCCUCCACUCCCCCUCGUUGAGCUCCCGGAGUACCUGAACCGCUACUAUCACGAUGGGGUGCGCAUCUACGCCAAGAUGAUGACGAUGCACCCUGCCAACAAUGUCAAGGCGAUGCCAGCUCUCAACAUGCUCGAGAAGAACGUCGUCCCAGGCAAGACCAAGACCGUCAUCGAAUACAGCUCCGGGUCGACGGUGAUAUCAAUGGCGCUGGCCGGACGCGUCCUGCACGGCAUCCACGAUACGCGCGCCUACCUCAGCAACAAGACCAGCACCGCGAAGCUGCAACUCAUGCAGUUCUUCGGGCUGGACGUCACGCUCUUCGGCGGGCCGUCGCAGCCCGAGCCAUUCGACGAGCGCGGUGGCAUCCAGAGGGCGCGGAAGAUGGCGCUGCACGCGGACGCGGCCGAGAUCCUCAACCCUAACCAGUACGAGAACGCGGAGAACUGGGGCUCGCAUGUACGCUGGACGGGCCCGCAGAUCCUGCGCCAGCUGCCGCAGAUAAACGUGCUGUGUGCGGGCAUGGGGACGUCGGGGACGAUGACCGGGCUGGGGACGUAUUUUGGGGAGAUGAAGCCGGCGGUGCUCCGGCUGGGGGUGUGCACGGCGCCUGGCGACCGAGUGCCUGGGCCGAGAUCGCUGGCGCUGCUGAAGCCGGUGGAGUUUCCGUGGAAGGAAGCGGUGGAUGUGAUUGAGGAGGUGAACUCGUAUGAUUCCUUCUCGUUGUCGCUGGACUUGUGCCGGGAGGGCAUCGUCUGUGGCCCGUCCUCGGGGUUCAAUCUCCAGGGUCUGUUCCAGAUGCUUGAGAAGCGCAAGACGGCGGGGACGCUGUCCGAGCUGGCAGGGCCGGAUGGGUUGAUCCACAGUGUGUUUAUAUGCUGUGAUCUGCCUUAUCAGUAUAUUGGCGAGUACUUUGCCAAACUGGGGGAGGACAAGUUCCAUCCCAUCAGGAACGAGAAUCUCUCCCGCGUGGACCUGUACCGCUACGACGAGAGCUGGGAGCGAAGUCCCAUCGUCCUCUUCACCCACUUCUACUACGAGACGCCGCGCGCGCUCUCGGACAGCCUGCUCAGCACUCUCGAGUUACGACCGCUCUGCCGCGUCCUGGAUCUGAGGACUGCUGCCGAUUACUCGACCUGGAAUCUUCCCGGAUCGGUCAAUCUCCCGCUGUGCAGCGUUGACUCGCACACCCCGAAACCGUUCACCGAGCCCAGCGUGCUCGAGGCACAGUGGCUGGAGCUCGAGGCGUUGUUCACCAACGAGCAGGCGUUACACAUGCUCCGGGACCAUCAUGUCCUGGUAAUAUGCUAUCAUGGCGAUACGGCUCGCGUCGCCACCAGCGUGCUGCGAGCCAAGGGCAUCGAAGCGGACAGUCUUCGCGGUGGGUAUCAAGCGCUGAAGGACCAUGGGCUCUGGGGGAGUCGAGGGAUGGACUUGGGAGGGAAUCCGAAUAGCCUCAAGACGGCUUCUUCGAUGGAAGCUGUGUCCGUCCAGGCAGAUCUGGCCAUCCGGUAG